UUAAAAUGUGUGGGAUGGAAACACUAUGCUUAUGCAUAGUGUUAUGAGUCUUAUAUCCUUGAUUUUCACUAUUCAUAAGGAAUUUUCCCUACAUCCCUUCCCUUUGUUUGCUCUAUGCUAUUUGCUAAGCCACCCAAGGUUCAAACCUUGAUUCAAGCAUUUUCCCAAAUUCCUUUUCCUUUCUUUAUUUUUCCUUCUUUAUUUCCUGCUUUCUUAAUUUACUGGCGGUUCUCUUUUCUUUCUGUUUCUUCCUUCCAUUUUUCUCUCCUCUGUUUCCCCUUUUGCCUCACCUUCUCCGCCUGUGUCUCCUUCUUCGCUUUGCUCCCUUUGAUCCAGCUUGUUGCUUCUUCGCAGUUCGUCUUAUCUUGUGCGGCGGCGCUAUUCUUCUACGACGAUCGGAACUCUUCCAGCCUGUGGGAAGCAUUGAAUUCAUUACCUGACGCAAUUGAAUUGGUUAGUUAGGCAAACCUUCAUUCCUAGAUGAUCAUUCGAUUGGUAAAUAGUUCAUUGCUUCCCACAUGCUUGAAAUCUUUCCGCCUUUGGUUACUGGUUAGGAUGGUGGUUUGAUUAACAACUUGAUAGGUUGUUAACAGGCAGGACAGGUGUUGCAAGCAUCAUUGCUCGGUUUGGUUCCGAGUGUUUCCGGCUAUCCUUGCUUUGCCUCUUGAGUGCGUUAGAUUAAACAGCUGAUGGUUUGUGCAGGGAACUGAACAUUUGGAAAUAGGUAGCGUGCCAACUUAUGUGAUGAAUCAAUUCUUGAGUAGUUCGUAUGUAAGCCGUCCAAGAUGCAGCAAGCGCAUGAGGAGUGUGCAGGCCAUGGCUGAGCCUACAGGUUCAUGCAGAUCAAGAAAUUUUUGGUGUUCAUAUAUGCCAAGUGAGGGCUCUGAUAGCUCAUACAACCUCAUAUUAUUCUUUCUGUAUGAGCGAGGUUCAUGACGUAUCCCCUCAUUUUGCCCACAGUUCCAAUGGUGUAUGCAUAAUUUAGUGCGAUCAAGUUGAAAUAAAAAACCAGCAGACCACAGUACAUGGUCAUACCCAUUAGAGAGGUUUUCCUUCCCUCUAUAUAUGAAGAUGUAGCACCCUCUAUUCAGUCCCAAUCUUUUACAACCUAAGCAGAAUUUUACAGCUUCCUCUCCACAAUCAGAAUCUGCAGUUUGUCAGAAAUGAAGCCUGAACGCGUGUAUCUGGAUCAGCUAACCGAAAAAAGCAAGGGCUACAAGGUUAAGGUCAAGGUCGUAGAGAAAGGACCGGAAAGGAACUCUCCUUCAAAGGGAAUCCUAUUCCAAGGACUUGUGAUGGAAGAUGACAAGGGAAAUCGAAUGCGUGCUGCACUUUUUGGAAAUCAAAUUGAUGUCUACAAGGAAGCUAUUGAACACUUAGGGAGUUAUGAGAUAGCUAAUGCUACGAUUAAAGCCAGCGAUGAAUAUUGGAAAGCCAAAGACGCGAAAUACGGUCUGCUUGGAUACCAGAUGAGCUUUGGCUCACAGGCGGUAAUCCAACGAAUGAAUGCUGAGUCAGGGCCAGUAUUACCGGAAUACCAAUGCCUAGCCACCAUCCCAAGAGUGUAUGAUCCAACUGACAGAUUUGAUAUUGUUGCUGUUGUUCUAUACCUCGAAGAAGAAGCACGGAAAGUCACUGGAUUUGAACAACGCGAAUACUUAGUUCGUGAAAUUGUGGUGACAGACCAUAGCAAUGAGCAGCCAAUCACAAUUACUGUUUGGAACGAGCUGACUGGAGAACAUUGCAAACCGCUCUCCUCAUGGGCAGAACAGUUCACUGUUUUUGGAUUCACGGCUUUGAGAGGCAGCUUUCAUAAAGGAUUUUCCCUUGGUUCCACCAUGUCUACUAGAAUCAUUACUGAUCCAAAAGGAGAAAGAGCAGACGCAUUGAGGGAAUGGGUCAAAAAUCGCACCGACUGGCUGAGUGACAGGCAAGCAAGGGUAUUGGAUGUCAGGAACCCUACGAAAGAGAAGGUGAUCAUCACACUGGACUCCCUGAAGCUGAAAAGGCCUUACAACACCUUGCAAGAGCAACGCCAUUGGCUCAGGGUUACAAUACCCAACCCUCAAAUGAGCACGAUCAAUGCAUACCUGGGGUGCUCUGCUUGUGGACGGCGUGGAGACAUUCCAGCAGGGACAUCCUACACUUGCACCAGAUGUAAGGCAGAUACCGUGUCUACUCCAAAGAUUACCUACAAUUUCGUGGCAUCUGAUGGGACUGGCACAAUGGAAUGCACCUCGUUCACUGAAGAUUCUGAAAAGUUGUUCAGGAUGACGGCUGCAGACACGUUCAGGAUGAAGCACAGCAAUGAUGCAGCGACCUUUGAACAGCUCCAGGAAAUGCUCAAGUCCAACCACUUUCUGCUGGAAAUCGGUCCAACAAUGGGCCUUUCAAAGAACGGCGUGCUUGAAUGGUGCUUGAAAUCGAUUGAUUUGGAAUCUGGGGAGGCCCAAGCAGAAAAUGUUGAGCAUCACUUUGCUGAUCAGCAGGCUGAACAGGGUCCGAGUGCCAGCCAGGUGCUUGCACAAGCAACAAUUGCUAGGCAGCAGCUUGAACAACCAACACUUCGUAGGAAGAACCCUGAGCAAGCAAUGGUUACUGGGAAGCAGCCAGAGCAAGGAGCCAUUCCUCAAAAGAAACUGAAGCAGCAGCUUGAACAACCAACACUUCGUAGGAAGAACCCUGAGCAAGCAAUGGUUACUGGGAAGCAGCCAGAGCAAGGAGCCAUUCCUCAAAAGAAACUGAAGCAGGAAUUCAUAGCUGAGCUCCAUGCUGCACAGGGGAGUAUUGCAAGACAAUCAGACGAAGAGGAGGAUGACUCCUCUGGUAAGUAAUUCAAGUGCAUCAUUAGUUGUCCCUUUUGCUUAGGAUGAAGAAGCCAGAUCCUCUGGUAUGUAAUUCAAGUCAAUCAGUCAUCCACCCUUUUGCUUAGCUAAGAUUAAUGUCUUGUAAAAUAAUUAGUAUUGUAGUUGAUCUACCUUGGAAACUUGUAAGAUAUAGGUAGUCUCUACUUAGCCUGGAAUCAACGAGUCCUACACUUCAUGCCAACAGAAAUAGCUUCUGUUGCGAUCGUAUAGAAGGUGGGAAUGAAGCCUCACUAUCUAGAACCCCUUACAUAUUUUGUAAUAUAAACAUAAGAACUCUUGUUCUAUUCUAACUCGGGCACUAUGCCGAGUACCUUAUAUUCUAAUUUGCACGAGUGCUUUGUAUC
Spinacia oleracea (spinach) is the source of this 3211-nucleotide messenger RNA. RefSeq lists its product as uncharacterized. NCBI's taxonomy places the organism in Eukaryota, Viridiplantae, Streptophyta, Magnoliopsida, Caryophyllales, Amaranthaceae. The transcript is spliced from 17 exons. The record is from RefSeq and is a predicted model, not a curated record. The coding region runs from base 1164 to 2834 and encodes 556 amino acids.